AUGCCGGCAAGCAUGCUGCAGGAGAUCAAGGAGUUUGGCUCGCAUGCCAUCGAUAUCUAUGACUACCUCGUCGCAGGAGUUGAUCCUCGGCUGAAGGAUCACUUCCUGAUGCAAAGUCCUAUUCCUAUGACUGUAAUUUUGCUGUGCUACCUGUUCUUUGUACUGUACCUGGGCCCUCGCAUGAUGGCCAAUCGCAAACCCUUCCAGCUGAAGGAAGCCAUGAUUGUCUAUAACUUUGCUCUAGUUGCCCUAUCUAUAUAUAUCGUCUAUGAGUUCUUGAUGUCUGGAUGGGCCACGACGUAUACUUGGCGAUGUGACGCAAUCGAUACGUCUGACAGCCCUCAAGCACUUAGGAUGGUCGAGGUUGCUUGGCUAUUCUGGUUCUCCAAAAUCAUUGAGCUCAUGGACACAAUGUUCUUUGUUUUGAGAAAAAAGAGCGGCCAGAUCACCUUCCUCCACAUCUUCCACCACUCUUUUAUGCCCUGGACUUGGUGGUGGGGAGUCGGCUACGCUCCCGGUGGGAUGGGAUCCUUCCACGCGAUGGUGAAUUCUUCCGUCCACGUCAUCAUGUACUUUUACUACUUCCUGGCUGCAGCCGGACCUCGCUUUCAGAAGUUCCUAUGGUGGAAGAAAUACAUGACUGCCAUUCAGCUUACCCAAUUUGUCCUGGUAUCACUUCACGCGACUCAGUAUUACUUCAUGGACAGCUGCGACUACCAGUUCCCCAUGAUCAUUCACUUGGUGUGGAUGUACGGCACCUUCUUCUUCGUGCUCUUCUCCAACUUUUGGGUACAGGCGUACGUGAAGGGCAAGCGGCUACCCAAGCAGGACAUCAAGUCGUGCCAUAACGGCUCCGCCCCCGCUCUCGCCGUGUACGCCAAUGGCAAGCGCUACGAGAACGGCGUAAAACACGGCACGAGCAAUGGCUCGGCCCACCACGAAAACGGCAGCGCGCCCAUGGGCAAGAUGAAGAAGGCCUAG
This is a messenger RNA of Nerophis lumbriciformis (worm pipefish), 981 nucleotides long. NCBI's taxonomy places the organism in Eukaryota, Metazoa, Chordata, Actinopteri, Syngnathiformes, Syngnathidae. The record is from RefSeq and is a predicted model, not a curated record.